Echinops telfairi (small Madagascar hedgehog) is the source of this 2202-nucleotide messenger RNA. RefSeq names its product RNA polymerase II elongation factor ELL2-like. Gene Ontology annotation, cellular component: transcription elongation factor complex. Bases 1 to 2202 code for a protein of 733 amino acids. The transcript has 5 exons. The record is from RefSeq and is a predicted model, not a curated record. Lineage: Eukaryota; Metazoa; Chordata; Mammalia; Afrosoricida; Tenrecidae. Gene Ontology annotation, biological process: positive regulation of transcription elongation by RNA polymerase II; transcription elongation by RNA polymerase II; snRNA transcription by RNA polymerase II. Gene Ontology annotation, molecular function: cis-regulatory region sequence-specific DNA binding.
AUGGAAAACUUUGACCUCGGGAAAAGCCCGCGCAAGAGCCCAGCUGGCGUCAGAAGCCGGAAGAAGGAGCACGGGAACACGAGCAGCGCCGUCUUGCCGACUGGGCUCCCAGAUUUUGUCACAAAUGGAUAUUUUUCAUGGGGCAGUGGUUUAGCUACAUUAUCUAAUAUAGAUAUUCAAAUUCCAACAGUCAAACCGUCAGAGAGCAAGUUACAACAUGACUGGGAGGAGGAAGGACUUCAGUAUCUGACUGCAAAAAAACCGUGUCUGGCAGGCAGACAAGUGAGAGCUGUUGAAUCUUUCCUAGAACUGUUUCUUCUCAAGAUACAGUGCAGUAUGGACCAGCUGGGUGAACAUAACACCAGGUAUUCUAUGACAGUGCCUAGAGACAAAAUCAUAGGUGAAGCGCAGUUGCUGGACGACAGAGUGCCGAGGCAAGAUAAGGGCCUACAGACCACCCAAGCACUUCACCAGUACCAGCUCCACAGGAGUACACAUCUUCCUGGAGUUUCCACUCAAGUUCCAGGUGUUGAAGGACUUUCUGAUUUCCCUCCAAACUUGUUACGUGCCUCAAUGAAUCCGGCUAACAUCGAGCUGCCCAUUGAGAAUGAAAGCAACCAUGAAGGCCGAGUGGCCCCUCUCCAGGCAACACUCCUAAGCAGUCCUGCUACACCACUGCCUUGCUGGGGUUUAGCUGGAAGGAAUUUCACCCGGUGUAGGAUAAUGAAGAAAACAACACAGGCAGAGGGAAAAUCCCACGAUGUAUUGAAGAAAAUGAUAAAACCACCUGUAGGGCAGAAAGUACCAAUUCAGGGAGCAGGUCCAUCUAUUUCAGAGUCAGUGCAUGGGAGCGCAAAAUUUACUUCCAUUAAGCCUCCAUAUGCUAUCCCCGCAUCACUAGUUUCUGACAGUGUCUACAUGCAGCCCUACAUUGAUAGAGUAAUUCAUUUGUUGGCAUUAAAGGAUUACAAAAUCUCAGAAUUGUCUGUUCGACUGCAGAGGGAUGGAAUUCACAAGAAAGACAAAUGUACCAUUGGAAAAGUUCUGGAACAGGUAGCCAUUCUGAAUCCCCGCAAUUUUACGUACACCUUAAAAGACUAUUUAUUCAAAGAGGUGCGACGAGACUGGCCUGGGUACACGGACUCAGACAGGCAGCUCCUGGACUCGGUGCUUGCCAGGAAAGGUCAAGCUCAGACAGCUCCUGCCACCAAGUGUCUGCGGUCGUCCAGAGAUUCUAGCACAGGCGGCACUCCCCCAAAGAAAGUGCAUUUCCCUUCAGCUGCUGUUGAUUCUUUGGAGCGGGGGAAAGGUAAAAUAUCUCACCUGACCACGGUCGCGCAGCCACCGUCAACUACUCGAUUGAAUAAAGGUAAAAUAUCUCACCCGAUGAUGGUCGUGCAGUCACCGUCAAAUGCCCGAUUGAAUAAGGCCAGGAGGAAACCUGCAACUUCUGUAAAAUCUCCGGCAGUGACAGCAGAGUCCACUUGUGCACUUCUGCCCUCAUCCCACCGUGCUACUUCCAGUUGUUCCUGGCCUGGCACCCCAGAAGAUGAUCAUGUCUGUCAAGAUAGCAGCACCGUUGAGUGCCAGCAGGAUGAGUCUAAUACCGCGAAAAGGUCAACCUGUGUGAAAUAUCCAAUGCUCUUAAAGAAGACACAUCCAACUCUCCAUUUGAACAAGACGCACAAACAUGCAUUUAUAGAAAACCAAGCAAACAGCCAAACAUGCACAGUGACAAAGGAGACACAGGAGACAGAUUCUCCAAGCCAUGAAAGUUAUGUAGAGCCAGACCCCAGCGAAGACGGUAGAGAGCUUUACCCCACACCUCAAGACGACACUUCGACAUCAGAGGUCCCAGAUUAUUUGACCAAUUACGUUACCGUCGUUUCAUCUGAGCAACGUCAGCGCUAUGUACAGGAUUUUACAGCAGAGUCUGAGCACUACCAUGCCCUUCGUGACACUCUGUACACUUUAUCCUUGCGCAUUUUUGACCUCAAGGCAAAAGAGGUGCAAUUUUCUCCAGGCACAAAAGAAUAUGAGGAUAUCAAUAAAGAAAUGUCACGAGAAUUUCAGAAGCUGAAGCAGAAAAGUCCCAAUUAUCAUGCGGAAGAAGAGAGAUGUUAUUAUCUUUAUAACAAGCUCACUCACAUUAAAAGAUUAGUGCGUGAUUUUGACCAAAAGCAAAGAGAGUCGUGUUACUAA